AUGGUGUUCGGUAGAUGCCCGUGUUUCAAGGGCGAGACCGAGGAUAUCCAAGCACUGGACUACUCGCACUGCACUUUGGAUGAAGUUCCCAAUGAGAUUUUCAACUAUGAGCGUACUCUGCAGGAGCUUUGCCUAGACGCUAACCAGCUUGGUGAGUUGCCCAGGCAGCUCUUCUACUGUCACGCAUUGCGGCGUCUCACCUUCCAGGAUAAUGACGUACAACAUCUGCCUGCCGCGAUAUCAUCGCUCACCCAGCUCACUCAUCUAGAUCUAAGUCGGAACAACAUCUCUGAAAUUCCCGAAUCAAUUCGCGGAUGUAAACUUCUUUCGUCGGUGGACGCAUCGGUGAACCCGAUAUCGAAGCUGCCCGAGAGCUUCACGCAGCUCGUGAGCCUCGAAGAGUUGUAUCUCAAUGACACUCUGCUUGAGUUUCUCCCGGCAAAUCUCGGACGUCUCAGCAAGCUGCGUAUCCUAGAGUUGCGAGAGAACCACUUGAAAGCGCUCCCAAAGUCCAUGGCAAGGCUGACUCAGUUGGUCAGGCUGGACAUAGGACAGAACGAUUUCGUAGAUAUGCCCGAAGUUGUAGGAUCACUCGUCUCGUUGACGGAGUUGUGGUGUGACAGUAAUCGAUUGUCGUACUUGCCGGGCUUCCUUGGAAAUUUGCAACAACUCCGGUAUCUCGAUGCUUCGAACAACCGGAUCUCGUGCAUUGAAGACAACGCCUUCAAGAACCUCACAAAUCUGGUAGACCUGACCGUUUCUUCGAACCGUCUCACCCGUUUUCCGGAGACGAUAGGCAAACUUACCAAGCUGACGACGCUCCGAGCUGAUGAUAAUCAGCUCCUAGGCCUUCCUGAUUCCCUCGGCUACUGCUCGUUGCUCGAAGAACUCAUCGCAAACGGGAACCACAUGGAAUAUCUGCCUGGAACCAUCGGACUCCUCCGACAAUUGUCGCUGCUGAUGGUGGACUCGAAUUGGUUGGACGAACUACCCGCCGAAAUUGGCUCCUGUAACGAACUGAAAAUUCUGUCCGCGAGGGAUAACAAGCUCGUCGAUCUUCCGGACGAGAUUGGUCAUCUCUCAAAUCUCAAGGUUCUCAGCGUGUCUGCCAAUCGUUUACGAUAUCUCCCGGCAACGCUGACAAGGCUCAAGCAGCUAGACGCGCUAUGGCUGUCGGAGAACCAAACGAAGCCACUGAUUCUCCUUCAAUCCGAAGAUGCAACCGGUCAAAGAAGACUUACUUGUUAUCUGCUCCCCCAGGAGGGUGGAUACAGCUCCAGCAAUGAACGCUUAACGCCGACGGAGUCUGCCGACCGCGAAAGGGAGGGACGUAUACAGUUUCUUGGCGAUUCGUUGGGCAAGGCGGGGGCGAAGCUCGUGCGUUCGCCCACCCCUUACCCGAAAGAACUUCGUGCACGUCACAUGCGAUUGCUACAAAACCGCCAAGGGGGACAAGCCUCUGCACAGGACGGCGCCGUGACACAGCAGCCGUCCAGUACUGGGAAUCUCCUGGCCCAGUCACCCACGGGUCAAAGCACGCCACACCACACAUCCAGCCACGUGACUAUCGCCACGGACCCUCCCGAAGUGAUUUCUCCGCCGGCCAACGGGACCGUCAAAGCUGACGCGGUUUGA
This is a messenger RNA of Galendromus occidentalis (western predatory mite), 1635 nucleotides long. RefSeq names its product leucine-rich repeat-containing protein 7. Lineage: Eukaryota; Metazoa; Arthropoda; Arachnida; Mesostigmata; Phytoseiidae. Gene Ontology annotation, biological process: cell-cell adhesion; establishment or maintenance of epithelial cell apical/basal polarity; embryo development. The transcript is spliced from 8 exons. Gene Ontology annotation, cellular component: basolateral plasma membrane; postsynaptic membrane; postsynaptic density. Gene Ontology annotation, molecular function: protein kinase binding. Bases 1 to 1635 code for a protein of 544 amino acids. The record is from RefSeq and is a predicted model, not a curated record.